AUGCCCCCCAAACUCUCCCUCCACCCGCCCCUCCUCAACACCGCCUCCCCCUGGGCAACAUCCCGCGCCCACCUCGCCGCCCUCCUGCGCUGCCCCUCCGUCGGCGCCGUCACCACCCGCACGAGCCUCGUCGCCGGCUUCCCGCACGCCCCGGACACCCACCGCUACGCCCUCUUCGAUCCCGCCACCGGCGCCGCAUCGGCCACCUUUUCCGGCCCGCCGGAGGACUCCAACGACAACGAAGCCGGCCGUCCUGACCUGCGCGCCGACAAGAUGCCGCUCGCAUCGCUCAACACGCUCGGCUACAGCCCUCUCCCGCUCUCGGAAUACCUCUCCAUCAUAUCUUCCCUCGCAUCUUCGACCCCUCCCAAAACAAUCAUCAUCAGUGUCACGGGCUCGCCCGCCGAGAUCCUCACCUGCCACACCCUCAUCUCCUCCCACGCACCCUCAGUCCCCUUCCCCCUGGCCAUGGAGAUCAACCUCUCCUGCCCCAACAUCCCCAACCUCCCUCCGCCAGCAUACUCCCCCUCCUCACUAUCCUCCUACCUCGACAUCCUGCCGUCCGAAUCCGCCAUCCCCAUCGGCAUCAAGAUCCCUCCAUACACUCACGCCGGCCAAUUCGACGACCUCGUAUCCUGCCUCAUCAGCUCUGAACCAAACCAUCCGCCAGCCUCCAAGCUCAGCUUCCUCACCGCAACAAACACCCUAGGCUCAUGCCUCCUACUCGACCCAGACUCUUCUUCAGACGACGCGCUGCUUCCGGGAGGCGGCAUCGGAGGCAUGGCCGGACCUCCUCUGCAUCCCCUCGCCCUGGGUAACGUGGCAACGCUGCGGCGAAGGUUUGAUGCCGAUCCACGGCUGGCACACUUGGACAUCAUUGGAGCGGGAGGAGUCUAUGACGGCCAGGGGUAUAAGAGAAUGCGCCGCGUCGGAGCCGUGGCCGUGGGAAUCGCAACGGCCUUGGGGAGGCAGGGCGUGGGCGUCUUCGCCUCAAUUGAGACAGACAUUCACUCUACCUGGUAG
Molecule: messenger RNA, 1023 nt
Organism: Trichoderma aggressivum f. europaeum
Lineage: Eukaryota; Fungi; Ascomycota; Sordariomycetes; Hypocreales; Hypocreaceae
Exons: 1
Coding region: 1-1023 (340 amino acids)
Biological process (GO): 'de novo' pyrimidine nucleobase biosynthetic process
Cellular component (GO): cytoplasm
Molecular function (GO): dihydroorotate dehydrogenase activity
Source: RefSeq, a predicted model, not a curated record